CCCGCAUAUUGUCCUCUCCGUGGUCCGCGUACAACAAUGUUGAAAGUGAAAACUCUCAGGUCUUAUAAAUAUAUACAAAUUAGUAGCUGCACGUUGCUUCAGUUCAGUCCAGAGUCGUGCUGCCGUCGCAAGUAUGGUGAUACAUCAACAGAGCUGGUUCUGUAUUUGUGUCUGUAUAGCUGCUACACAAGCCGCCCUGACCGAUGUGUACAGCCAACUUCCCGGAGGUGUCCUGCCCAAUCCGGUCAAGUACUUCAAGCCGAGUCCUGAGGACCGAGUGGCGAUGGAGAGCCAAGUCCAGGAUAACUUUGUGGCCUCUGGUAACAGCGAGAGAGCUCAGCAGCCGCGCCUCGGGUUCCCUCUGUACACCGGCACCUCCGGCAGUGGCUACUCUACAACAAGCCCGGGCGUGUACAGUCCCAUCAAGUUGGACUUGGGUGGCGUACUUCUGGGAACAGUACUGGGCCUGGGAGUAGUUCUGCUGGUACCCAAACUCCUUCACAUAUUCUCCUACUCGGGCAGUCCAUACAGUCACUACGGCAGAAAUGAUGACGUCACGUCUGGUCUGACGGAAAUGAUCUCUCGAGUGGACAAUGCCUUAGCCGAACAUAACAUCAAUUCCACCGUGUGUCUAGAACGGGUCCUAUGCUCCUUCAUGCAGCCCUCCUCAGGCUCUUCCUCCUCCAACAUAUUCUCUUCUGCUACCAGGAACCCGCUGAUAAGUUUUCUGCUGGAGGGAUCUCGUCUGGAGAAGGCGGUGAAAAUUGGCAACAGUGGACAUAAUUGUGCCGAGGUAUUCUCUCAGUGUCCUUUUGACCAGGACAGCGUCGCAUCAGCUUUCAAGUCCAUCACAUCUUCUCUGCAGACAUAACACAACCAAUAUGCUCUACGUUUACAUACGAAUAAAGUAAAGAGCAAAGAAAUUAAAGUUUCAAAAAGUACAAUUUGAUGUAAUAGAAACAAAAGAAACGUUAUGCUAAAAUGUAUUGUUCCAUUGUAGAAGGUUGAAGAAUUUUCUUAAAAAAGGUUUUCUUUAAAUCUGCACUAAAUGUUCUUUAAAACAUAAAACUAGUUCUGUUCGUUAUGGAGAGAUCUUAUGGAGAGUAAAUUUAUCUUUCUUGUUCAUCUUCCUCAAAGAUUUGAGUUCAGCAUAGCGUUAUUGUAAGUUAAGAUGAUCUCUUUUAAUGCACACAAGUUAUUUGCAAUUAUUAUCUCCUUUUUACGUAAACUUAAGAAAAGUGGCUUGUAAAAUUAAAUAAACGUUUUCUAAACUGG
Messenger RNA from Homalodisca vitripennis (glassy-winged sharpshooter), 1275 nucleotides. RefSeq lists its product as uncharacterized. The transcript is spliced from 6 exons. Lineage: Eukaryota; Metazoa; Arthropoda; Insecta; Hemiptera; Cicadellidae. The record is from RefSeq and is a predicted model, not a curated record. Bases 134 to 871 code for a protein of 245 amino acids.